Ectocarpus sp. CCAP 1310/34 is the source of this 3890-nucleotide messenger RNA. The record is from the annotation of a GenBank genome assembly. Lineage: Eukaryota; Phaeophyceae; Ectocarpales; Ectocarpaceae.
GGUAGCUCGUGUGUGCUGCGUCACCGUGGGCUUCCUUCUUGGCGGAUCCAGGUCCCGUGGAGGGUGAUGGACUGGUGGAGAGCUGGGGGCUCUCACUAACCCUACGCAGCAAAGCCGGUGACUUGCCUGCAGCAGCAGCAGUGGCGUGGAGCAAGGAGCAAGCCCGUGGGUUGAAAGCACCGAAAUCUGGCGAGGAAUCCGCGACAAGAGGAAACACCGAUCGGUGUUUGGAAGGUGCUCAUGAAGCAUCGCGCCACCGGCAGGUCUACAACCAGGCUCGUGGUCGUGGUCUGCUGUGCCCUCAGUCCAUUGCGGAGCAUCGACGGCCUCUACACGGACUAUGAGCUAUGCACGGGAAGCCUAGCGACUGUCGAAGAUGGUGUUUGCGAUAGUUCCAACAACAUCGCGUCUUGCUUGUACGACGGGGGCGAUUGCUGUCCGAGCACCUGUGUGUCAAGUGCUGGACUGUGUACGGAGGACACGCGGCAAUGCCUGAACCCCUCGGCGAGCGACUACCCUUACGAGGAUUACGAGGACUGUACGGCUAUUUUAGGAAACUUGCCUUACAUUAGCGACGGGGUGGACACCACAGCGAGUCCAGCUGUUGCAGACGGAAACGGAGAGUCUCGGAUCUUCGGCGUGAUCAACUCUUCUCUGAACCUACACGGGAUGACACUCUCCAACGGACAUGGCGUCGCAGGUGGGGCUAUUUUUAGUGCCUUGGGAACGGUGACAUUCAGCGGGGGUAGUGCAUUGGUCAACAACUCGGCCGAUGAGCACGGGGGGGCGAUGUUCGUUGACGGCGGGGCGGUGUCUUGGGACGGUGACAUGGUUAUUGCUGACAACUCAUGUUCUUGGGAUGGAGGCGCCAUUCUCAUCCGCAGUGCUGGGUCCGUGUCGUGGAGCGGCAACACGACUUUCAUCGGCAACCGAAUCUACAGUUUCGGCCACAACGGUGGCUUCAGCUACGGCGGAGCUAUCAAUGCUAUACUCGAGUCCAACGUUUCUUGGACCGAACAGACGAGCUUCAUUGAUAACCGCAUAGAUAUCGAUGCCGUCGACCGUGAGGUGGUGUGCUACGGCGGGGCCGUGGCGGUGGACUCGAACAGCUCGGCAAUCUGGAGUGGGAGUACAUUGUUCGAGGAUAACGAGGCGUGUUUUUGCGGUGGCGCUUUGCACGCAAAUGACACUGGCAUUUUCUCAUGGACCGGAGAAACAGUUUUUUCCAACAACCAAGCAACGAGCGGUGGCGUUGUUUGCUUGGAGUGGUACUCGAGUGCUUCCUGGUCCAAUUCGACAGCCUUCGUGGGGAACAAUGCUAGCGAGGACGGGGGCGCUCUCUACGUAACAGAUAUUUCGUCUGUUGCUUGGACUGGAGACACCAGGUUUGAGGGAAACAGCGCAAGGAAUGGCGGUGCGGUUCACGUCAGUGGUACCUCCUCUUCCAUAGCGUGGAGUGGAGAGACGACUUUCGAAGGCAACUUUGUAUCUGGAUCUGGUGGCGGUUUGUUUGUAGGAGAGGGCGCGGAGGUAAAUUUCACCGGACGGACGGACUUCUCGAAUAACCACGCUGACGUGUACGGGGGCGCCGUGGUAUCGCCCCUGGACAGUGUCACAGAUGCGACCGAAAGCAUCAUUUCGAUCGACGGCAUCACUUCUUUCUUCAACAACUCCUGCCAAAGCUGUGGUGGAGCCCUGAUGAUCAGCGGAUCAGUAUCCCUUUCCUUCGCAUCUGACGGUACACAGUUCCUGCAAAAUGUUGCUGAAUCCUCCGGCGGGGCCGUCUGUCUCACAGGCGUUGGGGAAGGCCCGACCUUUAGCGGAAUACGUUUCGAUUCAAACUCGGCGCAGAUCGGGGGGGCUGUGCGCUCCACGGGAUCGGGGACGACCAUAUUGGCUACCGGAGAGGAGUUUCCGGUGACGUACACUGGCUGUAAUUUCACAGGGAACUGGGCGACGGCCUCGGGAGGGGCGAUGGAGAGCGCUGCUGGAAAGGAUUUGGUGGUGAAUUCCACCUUCUUGGGCAACACGGCGAGUCAAGGGGGUGCCGCGAGGUUCGCUGGCUCGGUGUCGGUCUCGAACUGUCUGUUCAUGAACAACCAUGCAGACGAGCAAGGAGGACCAGCGAUACACAACUUGGGCUUCAUGGACGGCAUAGAGGCCUGUACAUUCGCCGACAACGAUGUUGUCUGCCCUUCAGGAUUUUUCCUGGACUUCGUCGAUGGCGAUCGAUACUCGAACGUUUGUUCCGGAUGUGAAGAAUGCAACGAUUGCGAUGUUGCUGACAACAGCGAAGUCCCUACGUGCACAAUCACGCCUGAUCACGCCCAGAGCACGGGCAGCACCGUCGAAACUCUCUCGAUCGACCGCGGCUAUUGGCGUGCAACACCUUCCAGUCGGAAUAUUCUUGCCUGUCACAACGCGGACGCUUGCUUGGGCGGAGAAACUGGGGCUGCUGACUACUGUGCUGAGGGCUACGAAGGUGCAUUGAAGAGCGUGAGCUGCACGCGCGAGCCAGACUGUGCGGUGUGCAGCGAUGGAUUCGCCGAAUCGCUGUCAUUCACAUGCAGCAACUGCUCGGAUGGCAAGGCAACCGUGGUGGCGCUGGUGGCAUUGCCAAUUAUGGUGAUACUGGGGCUGAUAUUUCUGGUGUACAUGGUGUCCAAGGAGCGCGAUCGCGAUCGCGACGCUCCCCCGGCGGGACCAUGGCAUCGAUUGAAGCAGCUUCUUCCUCUCCAGUCACUCAAAAUCAUGAUCGUUGUUUGGCAGAUCUUGACCGAGUUGCAAGAGCAACUAACUGCGUUCUCACCCGGUAUACUCUCUUAUGCUCUCCGAAUAUUUCCCGUUUGCCCCGUCCGUCUUGUUGCUCGUGUUCAGCUCGCCUCAGUCGCCACUGUGUCCUUCCCUGACGUCUACGAGCAAUUCCUUGACGGGACCGCCUUCCUAGGCUUCGACUUCGGGUGGAUGCUGUCCGCCGGAUGCUUCGUCAAUAUUGACUUUCACGACCGCGUCGUGACAUCCACGGUCGGGCCACUGGUGGCUUUGGCCAUCCUAGGGUUGACAUACAUCGUGGCGCGGUGUCGAAAUCGCUCAAGUGACCAGGCUCUCCAGAAUGUCCGCCGGAAGCACGUGUCCAUGGCUUUGUUGGUAUCGUUCCUGGUGUAUUCGCCAGUUUCAUCGACCAUAUUCCAGACGUUCUCUUGCGAAACGCUGGACGACGGAAAGACAUAUCUUCGUGUGGACUAUCGCAUCGACUGCGAUUCUUCCAAACACCUGGCGAUGGAGAUAUACGCGGGGCUGAUGAUCUUCGUGUACCCGAUCGGAAUUCCGCUCGUCUACGCAGCCCUGCUUUUUGGGGGACGUGACGCGCUGAAGAUCGCGGCUNCGUGCACAUUCGCCUUGUUGUUCGAAGCCCUCGCUCCGUACGACAGCAAAUGGGACGCUUGGACUUCUCGAUCCGGUCACGUGAUCGUCCUGCUCAGUAUUUUCGUCGCCUUACUACUCGAGCAACGUGUCACCGAUGAGACGAGUGAGAGUCAAGAUUUUUAUGGAGGAGUUCUGUUGGGCAUGAACGUCUCAAUGGUUUUGGCGGUAGUAGUGCAGGGCAUUAUUAUGGCUUGCUCUGCAACCCGACCAACUGAGUCACUGCUACCACGAUCGGUGACUUCAGCGGCUGUCGGUUUCGAUGUCGAACACAGCAGCAGCGAAUUUGACGAACACGGCCGAAAUCGCAUUGCCAGUACUGCCCUCACACAGGAUAACGAGUCGUUCCGCUCAGCUGUUGAGGACUUUUCUGGUAUUGUUUCCAGGCGAGGUACGAGUUUCCGCCAGCGUUGACCGCCGGAAGGCCGUUGAUGCCUUGCUACUCUGAUCUCGAAGCGGUCGAAAGA